AUGGCCUUGUCCAACGAUGUUCGGACGCGCCGCAGACUGGGCCAUGCAGGCUUAAUCUUGCUGGCGUUUUUUCACUGCGGGAGAGUCUGGUUGUCAAACAUUGGCCGCGCCAGAGCUUUCCGAAUCAGCCGAGCUGCGCAACCCGAGGAUUCGACAGCCGAUGGCACGGAUUGGGACCAGGAGCUGCGUCGCGUCACCGAACGGCUGAAGCAGAAGGAAUUGCAGGAGGAGGGGCUCUCCGCAACGAAGCCCUUGUUCCGCCAAAGUGAUGAGUGGACAGUGGAGAGGGUGGAGCUCCAAGAUGGCGUUCCCCCUGUGGGCUCCGUGUUGAUGGCAAAUCCUCGCAGCUUCCUGGACAAAGUGACGCCAGUUGCUGCGAUGCGCACGGGGUGGAUGCCAUCUCUGGAAUCCUCGCGGAGGGACAAGGCUCGUCUACCAGUGGUGCUGAUCACCCGCCGCACAGCCGACAGUCUCCAGGGUGUGCUAUUGGGCAGCUGGAGUGGCAAAUUGCUGGGGGAUAUGGAUGCGCAGUACUUCAUGACGCGACCGCUCUACAUUGGAGGCGUCAACGUCAGUGGCCUCUCCAUGGUUCACUCGUACCCCGAAAUGCCUGGGUCCUGGGAACUCAUCGAUGGCCUGGCAGCUAGUGACGACUUCAACAUGGCAUGUGAUUGGAUCGAGAAUGGUCCGGGGUCUGCUCUACGCUUCAAGUUCUUUUGGAACCAGGUGGUUUGGCGCAUGGAUGAGAUCGACGAGCUGGCGCCGGAGCAAGGGAUUUGGAUCCCUGUGACGGUGAGUGGCGAUCUUCUGCUGCGCGAACCGGACUCCUCCUUUGAGGAUCCGCUCUGGGCGCAAUAUGCCUUGAAGGCGGGCGGAGAACUGAAGGAGCUGGGCGAAAGGUUUGGUCUUUUCCCUCCGGACGCGUAG
Molecule: messenger RNA, 927 nt
Organism: Cladocopium goreaui
Lineage: Eukaryota; Dinophyceae; Suessiales; Symbiodiniaceae
Source: the annotation of a GenBank genome assembly